This is a messenger RNA of Polistes canadensis, 11643 nucleotides long. It is a transcript of the gene E(bx), whose product is annotated as nucleosome-remodeling factor subunit NURF301. Gene Ontology annotation, biological process: regulation of transcription by RNA polymerase II. The record is from RefSeq and is a predicted model, not a curated record. NCBI's taxonomy places the organism in Eukaryota, Metazoa, Arthropoda, Insecta, Hymenoptera, Vespidae. Gene Ontology annotation, molecular function: RNA polymerase II cis-regulatory region sequence-specific DNA binding. The coding region runs from base 652 to 8802 and encodes 2716 amino acids. The transcript has 27 exons. Gene Ontology annotation, cellular component: NURF complex.
GAAACGCGUUUUUUUUUUUAAACGCCCAUGACGCCACCUAUGGUUGAUUCAAUACAAUCCUUUGUAGUUACAGAGCAAGAGAUUGGAUCUUGCGUACGUUUUGCGUUAAUACGGAAAAAGGAGAAAAUCUUAUGUUUAAUUGAGUUUUAAUUGAUCGGUUUUUCUUAGAAUUUCGUGUACUAUAUUAGGAUCUUUCGUAAAGAGAAAAACGGCGAGUUUUUGUUUAGAUUUUGGCUGUAUUAGCAGCAAAUGCGUUUCGGGAACUAACAUGGCGGCGAUUUGACGAACCAAUUGGAGAAGCGCUCUCUUAGAAAAGGCGGUGUUGUAAAUUCCCCUUACAUUCCGCGUCAGCGAGUUAUUCCGUACUUCGUUUUGUCGUUAUUGCUGGUAAAUCUUUUUUAUUAAAAGGAAGAAGCGGUAGUUGUCGACCAGUGGUAUCGAGGGGUAGAUUUACGAGAUUCCAACGGGACGUUAAUAAUGAAAAAAUUGUGUUUGAUCACGUGACCGUAGCCGAAAAAUGGCGCAAAGAUCAGAGUACAAACAUGGGCUCCAUUUCGUUGCUGCGGUGUUAUUUGUAUUUGUUUACAAGCGCGCCUUUUCUCAAAACACGUGUUAAGUAAGUGCCAUUUUUUUGGCAGUGGGUGACAGACAAUGACGGGGAGAGGUUCCAAGAGACGGGGCCGGCCACCAAAGUCGGUGGUCAUGGAAAGGCCCAAAAAGUUUCAGUAUCACCUUAUGAAGAAGCCAAAGUAUUUGCAAAACAAGGAUUUAGAAACGCAAAAUUCACAACCGACUACACCAACAGUAUCAAGACCUUCUUCACCAAUUGAAUGUGAAGAAAACAGACGUAGCACACGAAAUCGAAAAACUCGUGUCACAAAGGAUAGACACUCACGUAAAGGUGGUCAUUCUAGUUCAGGUGCAUAUCAACGCCGAGGUUACAAUCCAAAUGUGGAUUACAAUGACUCUGAAUAUCACUAUGGAUCUGAUUUUGGUGAUGAAUCCAGUGAGAAGAGUGACGUCGAAGACGAUCCUCUUCAAAGCGACAUAGAAUCUUCUGAGAGUAUAGAAGAACCUGAUCCAUCAAGCGAUAGUGAUUUUUCUCUCUCUAGUUAUAGUACAACAAGUGGUACACCACGCAAAACUGUUUCGGGUCAACAACGACCACCGAGUCCAGAGCCAUUAUGGUUACAGAACAGAGAACUUCCUCCUCUUACUCCACCAAAAUCUUCAGAUGACCUAUUGGUUCCUAAGGGGCUUGUAAUGCCAUCUCUUUCCAUUUAUGAGGUUUUAAGACAUUUUCGUUCAUUAGUGCGUCUUUCUUCGUUCAGAUUUGAAGACUUUUGUGCAGCCCUAAUGUGUCAAGAUCAAACUAAUUUAUUAGCUGAGAUUCAUAUUAUGCUAAUCAAAGCACUACUUCGAGAAGAAGAUUCACAACAAACUCAUUUUGGUCCAUUAGAUCAAAAAGAUUCUGUCAAUGUGAGCUUAUAUUUUGUCGACUCAAUGACUUGGCCAGAAGCUUUACGAUCUUAUGUUGAAAGCGAUAAAAGCUUUGAUCAAAAUGUCCUGCAAAUUCUAACUGCUUCUGAAUAUCCUUUUACAUCUAUUGAAAACAGAAUCAAAGUCUUGCAAUUCUUAAUAGAUCAAUUCAUAAUAACGAAUCCAGUUAGAGAAGAUUUAUUGAAUGAAGGAAAUAUGCAUUAUGAUGACCAUUGUAGAGUAUGUCACCGUCUUGGAGACUUAUUAUGCUGUGAAACUUGUCCAGCUGUUUUUCAUUUAGAAUGUGUUGAGCCUCCGUUAGUUGACGUUCCUACAGAUGAUUGGCAAUGCAGUACCUGUAAAGCUCACAAAGUUACAGGAGUUGUUGAUUGUAUUCCUGAUGUUGAAAAAAAUGGGUCCUUAUGUAGACAAGAACAUUUAGGUUUUGAUAGACAUGGGAGAAAAUAUUGGUUUCUUACAAGAAGAGUUUUUGUAGAAAGUGAAAGUGGAGAAGUUUGGUAUUAUAGUACACCAUUACAAUUAGAAGAAUUAAUGCAUUGUUUAGAUCGUAAUGAAAUGGAAGUUGCACUGUACCGUGAAUUAUCAGAUUAUAAGGAUGAAAUUGUACGUCAAAUGGAACUUACAGAAUCAAUUACUAAUCAAUUCAAGGGUACCAAAAAAUCAUACUUGGAAAUAGAAAAUAGCCUUAUACUAAAACUGCAAAAAGAGCGCCAAGAGAAGCAGGAAAAGGAAGAAGAAGAAAAGAAAGAAAAGCAAAGGCAAGAAGCUGAAGAUAUGGUACGCAGGAUACAUGAAGGGUCUGAUUCUUUAGAAGAACGUUUAACAGCAACAACAGAACAAGAUAAAGAGAAAAUAGAAGAGCGGGUGACUACACAAGUACCAGAAGUGAUAGCUGAAAACGUUGAAGUCGAUGGAGCUACUAGUAAUGUACCUACUACCUUAAAUACCAAUGUGGCAAACAACACUGGGAAACCUAAUACUGUAUCAUCAUCUGAAGAAAUGGAAGAAGAAACAGCAGAAGGAGAAGAAAAUGUUCCCAAAAUAGGCAAAGAUGGUAAAAAACAUACUAUAGUUACAAGAUCAAAAACAGGUUCUUUACAACCUCGUACUUUUAAUAUGGAUGAUUUAAAGCGACGAAGUACAGUUUCAAUGUCUAAAGAAGAGCUUGAAAAGUUAGAUAAGAGUUUGAAGGAAGAAGGAGAUAAUACUAGAUUGACUAGACAAAAAGCACAUCAGAUUGCUUCCGGUACACAUCUCUUUAAAUUGGGAAUGGACAAUAAUUUUAAAUCAUAUGUUAAUCAGUAUAGCACUAAUCCUGUUGCUCUGAAUAAACUUCAACGAAAUGAAGAACGCGAUAAAAAACGUCACUUGUCACAUAAAUUUUCUCUUACUCAAGCUUCAGAAUUUAAAUGGGUUGGAAGCUUGACAGGAACUCGUGCUCUUCUAGUUAAUACCCUUCGACAAACUAUUCUUCAACUUGAAAGCAGUAUACAAGCUCCGUUUAUGCAUACCAACUGGCCACUUUUACGUAAACCAUGGACUUCUGCAAUAGGUUCUUGCGUAUUUCCUAGAGAUUUUGCACGAGCACUUAUUGUAUUACAAGCAUGUAUAAAAGCAGUUGUAUUUGCUAAUGUUUGGCAUGAUCAACUUGGACAUGUAAAAUUGCAAAGGGUAACUGCACUUGAACGAGAAGAAAAAAAACGUCUAGAUAAAAAGGAAAAGAAAGAGAGAGAAGACGAAGAAGAGCGAAAUAGAUCAUUUAAUUUUGUUAAAUAUACAUUAGGCUUAAAACAUCAAGUAUGGAAACAAAAGGGGGAGGAAUAUAGAGUUCAUGGACAAGGAGGUUGGUUGUGGGUGUCAGCAAGUAGACGAUAUAGAUUUAGCGACAUGAGAAAGUUAGGUUUAAGAACAGGACCACAAAAAAUUAUGGUGCAAAUUAGAGAUCAAGAAGGAUUAAAAAUAUUAGCCUUGGAUCCUCCAACUUAUGAAUUUUUAAUUAAAGAAUAUUGUUCAAAUCUGGAUGAAAAAAUUAAUAUAGAUAAAAUAAGUAUCAAGAAAGAAACAAAUAAUGAUGAAUUAUCUACUGAUACUGGUACAAAAAAGGUUAAGCAAGAAUUUAAGGUAGAAAGUAUUAAAACUGAAGAAAAGGUAGAAAUUAAACAAGAAGUGGAUAAAAAUGGACCAGUAGCAGUUUCUAAAACAGAACAACCAGCAAUUAAAAAAGAAACUAAAAUGAAUAUAUCCUUUUUAGCUGGUAUGAAAAUUGAGAAAGUUUUUACACCAAUUAAAGAAUUUGAAGAAAUUGACAUAACAAAGGCAUUAACUACACCUGGGAAACUUCAUUAUCCAAAAAUUGGGAAGAAAACUAGAAUUGAUGACUUUCUUGCACGUAGAACACAUUUAAAAUUACUAGAAGAGAGAAGAUUAUUACAAUCUGAAAAAAUAAAGGAACCUAUAGUUCAAACAGGAAGUCAUAAAAUAGCAGAUGGUGAUACUGAUAUCGAUAUUGAAAAUAAUGAUGAAAGUGAUACCGAUGGUGGAGAUGGUUCUUUACAGUACAUACUGUCUGGUAAACAAUCCAAUAAAGCAAUGUCAUCAGCUGCAAAAGAAAUGUUUAGUGCAAUAGGAAAACGUAUUCAACAAGUUAAAGGACAAUAUGCAAACAUUAUGAAACUUGAGAAGAAUGGAAGUUGUUAUUCACGAUAUUGCAAUGUGGCAAUUACACCAGGAAAAAUGGCAAUUACAGCACAAAAUUUAAUGUCUACUUGUUAUUCUCCGAUUUGCCUUCAGAAAGCAAGAUUAAAACGCGAACUUGUAGUAUUAUUACGAAAGGCAAGUGUCUUAAACAAUAGUCAAAUACCAUCUCAAUUUUCACAAAACAAGCUUGAUGGAAAUGACGAGGCUAAGGAUGCAAUUAGAAGAGAUUUGGAAUCUGCUGUUGCUUCGGCAACUCACUGUACUGAAGAAUUUCAAACAACAAAUGUAAACAUAAAUAAAUUAUCAAACUUCAAAGACGGAUCAGCACCUAGUGCUAAAAGAAUAAAAUUAGAACAUAAAGGAUUAGAUAAUGAUUCUAAUUUAAAUAAAAAGGAAACUUCAAUUACAACCAAAAGUAAUGUGACAACAGCUACGGUAACUACUACUCAACAAACUAUUAAAACGGUUGAUAGUAUUGUACAAAAUAUGCAGGAAAACAUUUCUUCUCAUAAUACAACUACAUUGUCAUCGGAAACUAAAACUAGUAAUGUAAAUAAUGUAGUGUCUAAAACAACAAUUAUUAACAAAAGAGGAAGAACAGUACAACGAAGUACAGUAGCUAAAGAACUAAAUGCUGAUGGAACUGAAAGAAUAUAUACUGCCAGUUCAGCAGAAGGAAAAGUUUAUUUAAAAAAAGUUGCAAUUUCUUUGGCUGAUAGAAGAAAAAAACGAACACCAGUAAAAUAUCCUUUAUGUUCGACAUUUUGUACGAAAAAUAAACGUCGAAGUAUUUUACUUCUUCCACAACAUGAAUUACGAAAAUUAGCCAGAGUUGGUGGACGAACAUCAGUUCAGGGUUUUCAUCACAUGGCUAAGGCAAACCUAGCAGUUUGGCCAUAUCCUUGCCCUAGACCAUUAUUUAAGACAUGUUGGUUAUAUCGAACAGUUGGUUUAAAAUCUUUAGCUGCAGCUGCACUUCAACUAAGAAUCUUAUGGGCAUGUUUACGUUGGGAUGAUAUGGCGGCAAAACCAUUAUCUAUAGAUGGAAAACAUCAAAUUACAACAGAUACUGAAAUUAUGUCAUUAGAGAUUUUAAAGCAUCGUCAUGUUGGACAAUUUUUAGACAGAGCACAAUAUUUGCGUCGAAAAGUUGUUAUACCUUUAGAAAUUCCAAAACAAAUUAGAGAGGUAACAUCUAUAAGAAGUGGACUAAGAAAGAGAAAACGACCAGAAUCACCGCAAAACACUGAACCACAAGUAACAGAAGAAUGGGUUGAUGAAGAUAAAUUGGAACUAUGGGAAAUCAAACAAUAUGGUGAUAGGUUAGAGAAGGCUAAUGCCCAGAUUAUUACUAGGAGUCGCUCGGGUGUGCCACAAUCUGUUGGUGGUCAAAACAGAAAUUCUGGAUCCAAUUCUGAUCAACUUGUUAGUGGUAAGGCUACUCCUGAAGAAAUUAAAGAAAAAAUGGAACAACAGUUGCGUAUGCAAAGAGCUGCUCAUCAACAGAAAAGAGCUUUAGAAACUCUUAAAAAUCCAGCUAACUCCGCUUCCUCGAACACACAACUUGUUAAAGUUACAUCUAACUCCGCCCAUGAUGGCUCAGUUAAAUUAAUUUCCAAAGUUGCAAUACCAGCAAAUCCAAAUAGUGGAAGUAAAUCCCAAUUAACUUCACUUCUAACGACACCUACUCAAAAUAAAGCCUUUAUCGGAACAAGACGUAUUUAUAUGGCAAAAUCUGCCGAUGGAACAACAAAGGUUGUUUCUGGGCCUACAAGUAUUUUACCAAAGACAUCUCAAAUCCAAUCAGGAAAUCAGCAGUCUUUAAUUAAAGCUGGUUCAGCAGGGACACCUACAGGUACUGUACAGCACAUACAACAAAGGGUACAAAUUUUAAGAGGACCUGAUGGUAAAUUACAAGUUCGCGGGUUAAUGCCUGGUCAACAAUUAGUACAGAUGCCAGAUGGAAAAUUGCAUGUAUUGAAUACAGCGCAAGCUAUUACUUCUACUGUUACACAUACGGGUACUACUUCAAGUACAUCAACUAUACAGGCUAAAUCUGUAACAGCUAAUGCAGCUAAAGUUUCUACAUCAAAUGCAUCAAAUAAAAAUAGUCCAGUUAAAGUUGCAAUUAUUCCGUCACAAGGAUCAACAUCACAACAAUCACAACAAGUAGUACAAAAAGGUGGAAAAUCCUCUGCUGUAGCAAUAGCAAAUGUUGCUUCUACACAAUCUGCAAAGAAUGCAAUAGUUGUUGCCAAUACUGGUCAAAUUGUACAGGGAGCGCAGGUAAUAUCUCCGGGUAGUCAAAUUCUUAGUGGAAAUCAGAUAGUAGUCACUAAUGCUAAUUUGGCUCAACAACUUGCUUCCGGAAAAGCACAAUUAACAACACUCGGUGGACAUCAAGUUGUAAUUCGUAGUACACCAACAGGAAAUCAAAUUGUACAGUUAAAUCCAUCAAAUAGUAAUAUGGUAGUAAAAAAUACGGUUUCAUCGAACAAACAAGCAUUGCAGACUACUCAAAGAAUAACAUCAACAGUAGCACAAACACCUGAAACAAGUGCAAAUAUUACUUCUAGCAAAUUGACUACAUCUACUGCUAAUUCUAUCGCUCCACCACCUGGAAGCAUAGAAGCUUCUUUGUUAGAAAAUCAACCACCAGGUACAGUGAUAAAAUGUAUUACAGCUCAGGUAUUGCCGACAACACAAGGGCCGAAAAUACUUUUGCAAGGAUUGACGGGAGCAGAUUUUACGCCACAGCAACUUGCAAUAGUGCAAGAGCAAGUAAAAAAUCAAUUACGCAAAGCUCAAGCAACUGAAGGAAUGCAAGUUGUCUUAGGUUCUACAAAAAUUUAUUUAGCCAUUCAACCUGCACCAGGAAGUCAACAUGUGCAGACAUCUCAAACAUCCACAGCAGCAAGUACACCUACUGUUCCGACAUCAAAACAACAAGUACAACAUCCAACUGAUUCCCCACCACCAGCAACAGAGCCUCAAACUGAUAUAGAGUCUAUACCAGAACUUCAACAGGCAUCAGUACCAAGUACUCCUGAAAAGCCAAAAGUGGUUGUUCAACAGGUUGAUCGUGCCAAUAACAUUGUUACAGAAGAACCUCCAAAAAGAAAUGAUAAUGGUGAGGACUCAUCAGAAUCUCUGCAAAAUGUAGCUAAAGAUGAAAAAUUUGUUCUUACGCCAGAAUUUGUACAACAAACAAUCAAAUCUGUAUUGAAAGCGGAAAAUCUUCAUCCAGAAAUAGAAGAAAAAUUAAAUCGGUUAAGUAAACAUCACGAGAGUAUAAUCAAAGGAGCAGCAAGCUCAGCAGCUAACAAUCAAACUCCGCGUGCCCCAUCUCGCAAAAGACCUGCAUCCUCCAACAUUCCAUCAGUAACCACUACUUCAAAUAUACAGUUAACAACUGAAAUCGAUACUGAUUGGGCAGAAACUCCAAAAAAAAAGUCAACAAUAAAACAAGAGAAUCGUGAAAUCUUGAAAAUACAGAAGUCGACUGAACUAAUAGACAAUGAAUCUACACCUAAAACUCGAUUUGUAAAAUUAAAAGACAGUCAAGAACAUAGAAGGAAACAAGUUCAGUCACGAAUGCAAGUUUUAUUGUUUCGACAUAAAGAACUUCUGAAAAAAGAUAUACUUAAAAAAAGAGCAUUACUUGAAAAAGAAUUACAAAUAGAUAUUCAGAAGGACCUAUCAGCAGAAUUAGCAACAAGAACAAAAGCAGAAAGACAUAAACAAGAUGAAGUUAAAGUAGGAAGUGCAAAACGUAAAGCUAAUGCUCAAAUAGCACAACAGGUUAGCCCACCAAAUCGAGGUGGAAGGCCAAAAAAACAUAAGGCACAAGCAAAUAGCAACGCAUUACCUAGUGCUUCAUCUACUACAACUCCAAGUCGAAUUAAAAAAGAAAAAUUAUACUGUCUCUGUAGGACACCUUAUGAUGAAACAAAGUUCUAUGUGGGAUGUGACCUGUGUAAUAAUUGGUUCCAUGGAGACUGUGUUGGUAUUACUGAGGAAAUGAGCAAAUCUCUUUCCGAAUUUGUUUGUACAGAAUGUAGACAUGCACGAGAUACACAAGAAUUAUACUGCUUAUGUAAGCAGCCUUACGAUGAAUCUCAGUUUUACAUUUGCUGCGAUAAAUGUCAAGAUUGGUUCCAUGGAAGAUGCGUUGGUAUUCUUCAAUCGGAAGCAGACAAUAUUGAUGAAUAUGUAUGUCCUAAUUGUCAACGUAAUUCUUCUGUGAAUUUUGCAAAUAUGAAAAAUCUCAAUGCUAAGGAUUUGGAUUUACUGAAAAAAUUAAUUAAACAGAUACAGGCACAUAAAAGUGCAUGGCCUUUUAUGGAACCAGUAGAUCCAAAUGAAGCUCCAGAUUAUUAUAAAGUCAUAAAGGAACCUAUGGAUUUACAAACAAUAGAAUUAAGAAUAAAUGAUAGAUCCUACAAAAAACUAAGUGAAUUUAUUGGAGAUAUGACCAAAAUAUUUGACAAUUGUCGAUAUUACAAUCCAAAAGAGUCCCCGUUUUUCAAGUGUGCAGAGUCAUUAGAAACAUAUUUUGUACACAAGAUAAAAAGUUUGAGGGAAAAGUUUUCAGAAGGCAAAUAAACAAUCAAAACUGUAACUAUAUAAACGAAUUGAAGUGCAAAAUUGGCAGUUUAAUAGUGCAGUGUAAUAAGAAUGAUCUAUACCAGUACAUGUAGAGAUCAAAACUCAAGGUAGAGAUAAGUAUAUAAAAGUAGGAUAUAUUUAUUAGACUUGUGUGAUUUUUUUUUCCUUUAACAAGUGAACUCUUUCAAACUUAUUCUGUGCAAUGGGUUUUGGACUAGAAUUUAUAAUUUCCUAUUUCUUGUAACUAUUCCAAACUGGUAAUGAAUCGCCAGUCAUAUAUAUAAUGAAUGAACUGCCUUGUUCACAGAAGAAUAUAAAAUAUCUAUAAUUAUGAUGUAACAUAAUUACUGUUGAAAUGGUCUAAAUAAUAUACGUGUAAUGAGUCUAUUUCAUUGGUAUCGGUCAAUUGAAUCGUUACUGAAUAUUUAUAAUACCUAAAAUAUGACAAAACUAAUUCAUUCAAUAUUUUUAAUCAUUAUAAAAAUAUCUUAUUCUUUAUCUAUUUUGGAAGAUUCUGUAUAAUAAAAUUAGAAUGUAAAUGUUUAUUGAAAAAUAUGAUUGAAAUAGGUUGAUUUAUAAAAGUGAAUUUGAAAUGUAGAGCAAACAUGUUAGAUGAACGUUUACUGACAUUUUUGAUGAUUUACAAUAUUUUAUUACUUAUAUUUUCUUUUAUAAUUAUAAGUUGUGGUUCAAAAUUCAUAAAGUACAGGUGAUAUUAUUUAUAUAUAUAUAUACAUGUCAUGAAUUAAAUGCAUGUAUAUGUAAUUAUGCAUGCUACAUAAUAAUUGCAGAUAUAAUAUAAAAUUGGUGCCACUUCACAUUUAGAAUUAUGAUCAACAACUUUAUAGUAAACUAAUAUAACAUGUUUUUGUCAAACGAAGAAAAUUUAGUCAUUAAGGACCAUUGAACAGGUUUCAUUAAUAUAGUAAUGGUCUAAUCACUAUUUCAUUAUUGAUAUAGUUCAUUUAUAUAAGCGUUCUGUGUCGUAUAGCUGUAAGACUAAUUAGAACGCGCAUAAUAAAUUGUACAAAUUUGUUUAUUGUGCUCACAAGUAAUUAUUAUUACAUUGUUUUAAUCACAUAAAUUUUCUAUGAAAUUGUUUAUAAGCUACAGAUAUAAUGUUAGAUUAUAAGAAGUAAGCAGAUAUCUGCUUUGUAUAUAUGCAAGUAAAAAUAUCUAUGAAAAACAAGAGCUUUUGUUUGGUAGCACUCAAUACUAGAAUCAAUCUAAGAAUGGAAAGCUGUGUUUUCAAUACAAAUAUUGUUUAUAUUAUAGCUAUUAAAAAUAAUUGAAAAUUAAUAAUUAUAUGCGAAGGAAUCAUUAUAUUUGGUUUCGUAUUCUGAAGAAAAGAAUUUGUCAAAGUAUAGUAGUUGGCAAUAAAAAUGUUUCAUGGGCAUAACAUGAACAAACAAUAUAAAUAUAUACAUAAAUAUACAAAUAUACUGAAUAAAAUUAAAGAAGUUAUAAAGCUUCUAAAGUAUGAUUGUGUAAACAACAAGAAUGAAAGUAAAUAUCGAAUAUAUAAACUGGAGUUUGUGAAGCAAAGAAUUUCUGUAACUUUAUAGUUUUAAAUAAUUGUUUGGAUAAAAAAUUUCUCCAUGCACUUUUAAUUCUGAGAAUAAAAUUAAAAAAUAUACUUCAUGCAUAUAUACUUUAUAAUAUGGACAUUUAUAAUAUUUCCUAAAAUCAAUGAGAUUACAAAUAUCAUCUGGCAUGCCUUAUUGAUUCUUAAUUGUUUAUUUAACGUGAAAGCAAAUUACUCAAAACAGGUUGUACAUUUUUGCCAGGAUAAAGCUUGUACAGUAUUUUUAAUUCAAAAUCGCAAGACCUGGCACUGAUCUGUUUUUUACCUUCAACUUUUGAUUACAGUUACGAAAUGUAUAGAUUAGGUUUCAGUCUCCAGGUUUAUACACUUCAGUAGCUACACUAAUUCAUUUUAAUCCAUCAACAACACGCAUUUCAUUAAUCAAGAAUAUUUUGUAUUCUAAUAUUAAUUAUAUGUAUUCUUCACAUGUACAGUUUUAAAGCCUUGCGUCAUUAUAUAUACAUAAAUAUAAAUAAGUACAUGAAGAUUAUUUACACAUACUCAGUUUUUUUUUUAACAGGUACGUUAUAAUAUGAGAUAUUAAAGCUUUGUAAAUUAUUUGUCUCAUUGAAAUAAUAGUACCAUUGAAUGCACGUGCUACUGAACUAGUGUACAAACCAGGUAACAACUGAGCAGCUAGUUUAUAUUGUACGCUGCACUAUUUCACUUUCUGCUUAUAUAUCAUGUAACAAGGUGUUUAUUUCCAUUAAAGAGAAAGCAACAAAGUGUGACUAGAUAAUUACAUUCUUCUAAACCUAAUAUUGCAUAGUUUAUAAUAAAUAUUUGUACUAAUUUUAAUUAUAAACUUUGUUGUUUUUAUUACAUUAAGAUAUCAAUUAGGAACAUGUAAGUCUUAUAUAUUAGCUUAUCUUUUUUAAUUUGUAAUUGUUUCAAAAUAAUAAACUGCUGGAUGACAGUGAUUUGACGAAACAUAGUAAAUAUGUUAUUACUAUUUUACUACAUUGAUAUAAAAUGCUUAGGUGCUUAGAAUAAUCAUAGAUAGUUUAAAGGCACAUUUAAAAUAAAUGAGACAUUGGUACUAAUAAAUUAAUGGAGUAGAAUAAUAGCAUAUUAUAAUAUACAUGCUUUAAAAUGCAUAUUCUUGAUAUUAUAAAAAGUAAACUUAUAUAUGUAUUAUAAUGGCGGUGAAAUAUGAUAAUGAACACAUCACAAAAUUUAUUUUUCUUAAAAUUGCAAUAUGUACUAAUGUACAGUGUCUUAUUGUACUAAAUUAAUCGCGCGAAAGUCAAAAA